Messenger RNA from Phaedon cochleariae (mustard beetle), 969 nucleotides. The record is from the annotation of a GenBank genome assembly. NCBI's taxonomy places the organism in Eukaryota, Metazoa, Arthropoda, Insecta, Coleoptera, Chrysomelidae.
AUGGGAAGAAACAAACUUGUAGGGAAUCAAAUUUUGGACAAAUUUGGUCUUUACUUGUUUUUCCGAAAAUCGAUAUUUUCGGAAUUUAACCAGAAAAUAUGUAAACAUUCAGAAAUAUUCGCAAUAUCUCCUCUUUUUGGAUUGGGCCGCAACUUGAAGAACGUUUUUUUUUUAAAACCGAGAAGAGGGCGGACUCCAGAACAUUUGUACUCGCCGACCAGCUUCAAGUACGAAGAAUCAGUUGCAACGCACAUCCUGCUCCUACAUGCGAUCAGUGGCUGCGACACUUCGUCGUCGCUUUUUAAUAUCGGUAAAGCAAAGUUUGUAAACGCGCUUCAGAAAGCUCCAAAAAUAGGUACCAGUUUGGAGCUCUUCAAGAAGCAGGACGUCGACGAGCAGGUCUUGGCUAAAGCUGGAGAACGGCUUCUGAUUGCUGUGUACGGAGGUGGCGAAGACGUACGAUCACUCAACGAACUUCGAUUCAAGUGCUUCACCAAAUCAGUGAGCAAAGCUAAGUUCAACCUCGCAACUCUUCCACCCACAACAGAAGCAGCAGAGCAGCACAUAUACAGGUCAUAUCUGCAGGUGCAAAUGUGGCUUGGGUAUGAGCUGGACGCCACCAAGUGGGGUUGGACGAGAGGUGCGAGGGGUUUGGAACCACUAACAACAACCGCUGCACCCGCCCCGGAAGCGCUGCUGAAGACAAUUUCGUGCAAAUGCACGAAAAAUUGCGGAGGAAUGUGUGGGUGUCGUAAGGCAGGACUGAAAUGUUCUGUCUUAUGCCACAACUGCGCUGGGCAGACUUGCGAUAACGUCACACAAUUGCGAGCCGUCGAUGACGAAGACAGUGAUGAUAACAACGACAUCGACGAUCCCGCACCAUUAACACUGAACCUUAGCGAACUGUUCCUCAUUCAAGUGAUGAUUAGAGAAAACCUCAAAACGAGAGGUUUGGGCAUAUUUUUUUAA